Pseudo-nitzschia multistriata is the source of this 765-nucleotide messenger RNA. NCBI's taxonomy places the organism in Eukaryota, Bacillariophyta, Bacillariophyceae, Bacillariales, Bacillariaceae. The record is from the annotation of a GenBank genome assembly.
GUACAGCACGUACGGUAAUGUACCGACUGCUUGAUUCUCUCCCUUCCUGUCGUUAUUAGCAUGACUGUUGCAUCCUGACAACGAUCACGCAUAGAUCCUCACUARUGUCUGCAAAAACAGAUCGAACCAUGAAAUUCUCUAACAGUAUCGCAGUGUUCGCUGUAUUGACACCAUCUGUCAUCACGGCCUUCACUUCCUCUCGUAUCGCCCAGAGUACGACAAGCAUUUCUUCUUCUUCCCUCUCGGCCAGCCGCCGGGAUGUUCUAGGCAACGCGUUUGCAUCGGCAGCUGGAAUGGCUUCCCUGAUUGUGACUCAGGAAGCAAGGGCUGWGCCGCGUCCAAUGUAUCUGGCUGAACCAACGGACGAGUUCAAGGCAAACGAAGCCAAGGCGAUGGAAUUCAAGCGUGCUCAACUCGCGAUCAAAAAAGAAUUUAAUGAGGUGAUCGCAAAGUUCCUGGCGGAACCAAACGACGAAGCCGCGAUAGUGGAAGAUCUCAAGAGACUACAAAAUCUGGUUGCCAAAACGGGUGGACUUCCUCUUGGCAUCAAAAAGGACGAGCUCUUCAAGUUGAUCCGAUCCAAAAAAGGAAAGGGAUACUGGCCGACUAAUUGCGAAAUUGCCUACCAGAGUUUGCAGGGAGAGAUCCGAUUCCAACAAAGCCCCAACAUGGAUAAGGAGAUGGGAAAUCCAUUUCAAUAGGCAAAGAAGUAUCGUCGAUUUCAAAAAUUGGUUGUUGGCUACAUAAUAAUUGAUGGACCGAUUU